Messenger RNA from Symbiodinium natans, 771 nucleotides. NCBI's taxonomy places the organism in Eukaryota, Dinophyceae, Suessiales, Symbiodiniaceae. The record is from the annotation of a GenBank genome assembly.
AUGGCCUCACAGCCGCUAACGGGCCUGGCUGUUGAAGAGGACGGGACCCUCUACCAUGCUGGCGAGGCUUUGCCAAACGUGGCGGAGGCGAUCGCGCUGUUAAGAAGCUUGGGAAAAUCUGUUUUCUUCGUGACGAACACCUCGUCCAGGAGCCGUGAGCAGCUGCGAGACAAGCUCUGCAGACUUGGCAUCGACUGCCGCGCAGAGGAGUGCGUGCCUUCUGGGGUGUUUGCAGCCACCUACAUCAGGCAGAGCCAUCCGGAGGCGUCCGAGAUCUACGUCAUUGGUGGUGGCGGCCUUGUGGCAGAAUUUGAAAAGCUUGGUUUCCGCUGCCAUGGCGGUCCCACAGAGGACGAAAAGCGCUUCAGUGAGGACGAGUUCAAGGCUUUGGCGUCUGAAGUCGCUGCCACACGCUUUGAUGGCGUGGUGGUGGGAUGGGACACAGGAAUCACCUACUACAAGGUUGCAAAGAGUGCACUUGUCUUCCAGCUCCAUCCUGAGUGCUUCUUCUAUGCGACGAACGAUGAUCCAGCAGACCGAGUCGGCAGUUGGCUCCUGCCUGGAAAUGGGCCCCUGCUCAAAGCAGUGGAGGCCUCCUGCAGUGCUUGCGCCGCGUCACGCCGCGGCCGCGAACAGCCCUGGGGAGACCAGGCAGAGGUGCUUGGCAAGCCCAACCCGGCUUAUGCUCGACUCAUUGCGGAGUGGGCGAUCGCCUUGACACAGACAUUGAGAUGGGAAGGCAGGCUGGGAUGCGCUCACUACACGUGCUGA